Molecule: messenger RNA, 1645 nt
Organism: Drosophila erecta
Lineage: Eukaryota; Metazoa; Arthropoda; Insecta; Diptera; Drosophilidae
Product: lipase 3
Exons: 2
Coding region: 171-1370 (399 amino acids)
Biological process (GO): lipid metabolic process
Molecular function (GO): hydrolase activity, acting on ester bonds
Source: RefSeq, a predicted model, not a curated record
UUUGGAUUGGGAGCAUUGUACUCAUGGUACUACAAAUUUUUUAAGUGUUCCGUACAAGGGUAUCCCCAUAAAUCAGAGGCUAACCAGGCGCCUGUUUCGACCAGCAGAUAAGAACGGACUAUAUAAAGAAGCCCCCACGGCCAGUAAGCCAGCAAACUCGACUGCCCACAAUGAAUCCAAUCUUUUGCGUGCUGCUGUUCAGUUUGGUGGCGGGUCUAGCCUUCGCCGAGAAGUCGGACUAUUGUCUGAGCGAGAUUGUCAAGACGGACGAGAGGAUCCGUGCACACGGAUAUCCGACUGAGACGCACGAGGUGACCACCGGAGAUGGCUAUGUGUUGACCCUGUUCCGCAUCCCUUACUCCCACAAGCUGAAGAACCAGAACGAGAUGCGACCUCCUAUUCUGCUGCAGCACGGAUUGUUCAGUAACUCAGACUGCUGGCUGUCCUCCGGGCCGGAUAACUCCCUGGCCUACCUUCUCGCGGAUGCCGGAUACGAUGUGUGGCUGGGCAAUGCCCGCGGUAAUAUCUACUCGCGGAACAACGUCCGCAUCUCGCUGAACAGCCCCAAGUUCUGGCACUUCGACUGGCACGAGAUCGGUACCAUCGACAUUCCAGCCAUGAUCGACUACAUCCUGGCGGACACUGGCUACGCGCAAAUACACUACGCCGGACACUCGCAAGGAACCACUGCGUACCUAGUAAUGCUCUCCGAGCGACCGGAGUACAAUGCCCUCAUAAAGUCCGGACAUAUGCUGGCUCCAUGUGCCUUCUUCGAGCACGGAUCCUCCUUCAUUUUCAAUGCCCUGGGUCCCUUGGUGAGUACACCCGGUGGCAUCUGGAACCAACUGCUGGUGGACACCGAACUGAUCCCGCACAACAACCUGUUUAACCGAUUGGUCGACAACAGUUGCCAUCUGUCCAACUCGAUCUGCAACAACGCCUUCAUUAUGUUUGCUAAUGGUGGAUACGUUAAUGCCAAUGCGAGCUCCAUGAGUGUCCUAAUCGAGACCCAUCCGGCUGGAUCCUCCAGCAACCAGGGCAUCCACUUCCUGCAGCUGUGGAAGUCCCUCAAGUUCCGCCAGUACGACUGGGGCACCAAGAAGAACAACCAGCUGUACGGCCAGGACUUGCCUCCAGAUUACGAUCUCAGCAAGAUCACCGCACCCACCCACUUGUACUCCAGCACCAAUGAUGCCCUUUGCGGACCCGAAGAUGUUAAUACCCUGGUGGAGAACUUCCCGCACCUGAAGGAGGACUAUCGCGUGCCCCUCCAGAGUUUCAACCACUUGGACUUCAUCAUCGCCAGGAACAUGAAGGAGCUGGUCAACGAUCCGAUCAUCGAACGCAUUAACUCUUACGAAGGUCGCUAGAAAUCGACCAAUAAAAGAACCCGUAAGGAUAUGCACCUUUAUUUACUCAUUCUUCGCGGGAUGCGGACCUGAAUUUAUUUGAGGGUUUCAGAUACAAGUUUAUUGUCCACGUCAAUUACUAGCCAAAGAAUUGCCUAAAAUGAAUCUUCAAAUAACAAAAUGAGUACAGCGUUCCCAUGGAAAAACACCAGAAAAUAAUGAAGUGCAUUGCUUGAGGAAUCUUAUCUUGUUAAGUGGAAAAUAUGCAAGUGCCAAUAAAAAAGUAUUUUAAAAUU